AUGGCCACCCGCUUCGCACCGUCCGGCCACCGCCACCGCGACGAUGACGGCGACGACCACUAUGGCGCUGAUGUGCUCCCCCCUCACCUCGCUGCUCUGGACGAUGACGACCUCAACACCCAGGGCGGCAAGAAGCGCAAAGUGCCCGUCCCAUUGAUCCCUGGGUCAGUGGACGACGCCGAUACCGGCCGCGACGGUGCGGACCGUAACCCCCCACGCUCUGCGCGCGAGGACACGGACACGCCAGGCAUAUCGCCGUACUCUGUCUGUCGAGUUGUUCGAACUCCCGCUUCUCGACUGGCAGCUCAGAGGCGUGCGCUCUUCCACAAACGCAAGGCAGGGCUCGUUGCGCUCUAUCUGGACGCCCAGGGCGCUGUCGAUUCGUCCGCCGCACAACUCGCUGCCCUCCGCAGCCGAAGCAGCGGCGGUGCACCGGGCGCUGCUCCAACCACUGCAAGCGGUACGUCGACGUCUACUGCAAGCUCGAGCCGACCCUCGCUCCCGGACGUGAGCACAUUUGAGCGCCUCCUCCCCGCCCUAGAGGACGUGGGCGUUUGGGCCCCCGAUGCCCCUGGCUGGCGCGAGGGCGACGACGCAGCCCAGCCCGUUCCCCGGCGGUCGUUGGAACGCUGGCGUACUGGUUUUGCAACCCGCAAGCGUGUCCGCAUGGAGCGCGUCCCCGUCGUCCGUGGCGGGUGGGCACCAGAGGGUAGCUUUGAACUCGAGGUGCCGACCGAAGCCUCUGUCCGAGCCAGAGCCCGCGCGCGUGAGCGUGUUGCCCUCGCCCGACUUGCAGAGCAGCUCCGCGCGCUGGUCCUCGCAGCCAACAAGCUCCCGACAGCGCAGGACGCCAGCCCAGCGGGUACACCGCCGCCGACGCUUUCGGCCGCCGACUUGCCUCCAGCGCCACCCGUCCCGGUUGCUACCAAGAAGAGCAAGAAGAAGAAGAAGAAGCGUACCACCCUUGCCAACGAAGGCAACCCGCACCAUGUUGACAAGUACCGCCCGUCACGCCCCGUCCCCGUCGCAGACCCGUACGAGCCGUGGCCGCACCACGCGUCGCUCCUCUUCCCGCCCCCCAUGCGUGUCCUCGCUGCUCGCCCCGGAGGCAAAGACGUUCGCCCUGGUGAAGACGAGUAUAUCUGCUUUUCGUGCCAAUACGCGCUCAGCUACGGUCCCGAGGCACUGCGCAAGCACGCCAUCAAGCAGCGUAAAGCCGAGCUGAAGCGGGUUGAAAAGCUCCGCGCGAGGGCAUUCGGCAACACGCACGGCAACCGGCCGCGGGCCCGUCCCCAUUCCCACUCUGGGGACGGGAGUGGGUCCGAGGACGAUGACGAGGAGUAUGACGACGACGACGACGGGUGUGGAGACGACGACGACGGUGCAGGGAGGUGUACGUGUGGCAGGGCGCUGCGCAAGCCUCACAUCGAAGACGAGGCAGAGCCCCCGGACAAGCCACCUUAG
Apiotrichum porosum is the source of this 1464-nucleotide messenger RNA. RefSeq lists its product as uncharacterized. Lineage: Eukaryota; Fungi; Basidiomycota; Tremellomycetes; Trichosporonales; Trichosporonaceae. The record is from RefSeq and is a predicted model, not a curated record. The coding region runs from base 1 to 1464 and encodes 487 amino acids. The transcript has 3 exons.